AUGCGGAGGGUGGUCGUAACCGGUCUGGGAGCGGUGACACCGCUUGGUGUUGGCAUUCGCCGUACCUGGUCCCGUCUCCUUGAUGGCCACUGCGGCAUCGUGAAUGUAGCAGAUCGUCAUCCGCGAUUCGCUGAAAUCCCAGCCCAGAUUGCCGCUGUAGUCCCUGACGGGACUCGCAAAGAGGGCGGAUGGACGGCCUCGGAAUGGUUGAGUCGCGAUGAGGAGCGAAAAAUGGCACGAUUCGCGCAAUUUGCUAUCGCUGCUACUGAAGAAGCGCUCGAGGAUGCUGCGUGGCGACCUACUACUGAUGAGCAGCGUGAAGCUACAGGGGUCUGCUUGGGAUCUGGUAUUGGCAAUUUUGAUCAAAUCUAUAAUACCGUUGUAGAUUUUGAGAAAAAUGGUUAUAAAAAAGUCUCUCCUCUAUUUGUACCGAAAUUACUCAUCAAUCUGGGAGCCGGACACAUUUCCAUGAAGUACGGCUUUAUGGGCCCAAACCAUGCCGCAACGACGGCAUGUACUACUGGAGCACACUCCGUUGGAGAUGCUGCUCGCUUCAUUGCUUUCGGCGAUGCAGAUGUCAUGGUCACGGGCGGUGCUGAAUCUUGUAUUCAUCCUUUGGCAAUAGGCGGCUUUGCGCGAGCAAGAAGCCUGGCGACUAAUUAUAACGAGCAACCUACCAAAGCAUCCCGACCAUUUGAUGCGGAUCGACAAGGGUUUGUUGUUGGUGAAGGUGCUGCUGUAAUGGUUCUUGAAGAACUUGAACACGCCAAAGCAAGAGGCGCCCAUAUAUACGCCGAAUUUAGAGGAUACGGCACGUCUGGAGACGCAUUUCACAUUACCUCACCUAAAGAGAACGGUGCCGGUGCUCUAGCAGCAAUGAGAAAAGCGCUCAAGCAUGCCAACAUCCCCCCCUCGGCUGUCGACUAUAUCAAUGCCCAUGCCACAUCGACUGUCGUUGGUGAUGCCGCCGAAAACGCCGCCAUCAAGGCUUUGUUACUAGAUAAUACAGGAGGACAGGGGAAACAGAAGCCUGCUGAUAUCAAUGUAAGUGGUACCAAAGGUGCCAUUGGACAUUUACUAGGAGGUUCUGGAGCUAUUGAGGCUAUCUUCUCCGUUCUGGCCAUUCACGAGAACAUUAUGCCACCUACCAUCAAUCUAGAAACUACAACAGCCGAAUUCGACUGCAACUACGCUGCAAACGAGGCGCAGGAACGGAAGAUAGAUGCAGCCUUGACGAACAGUUUUGGCUUUGGAGGGACAAAUAGCAGUCUGUGCUUUGCACGAUAUCAAUAA
Molecule: messenger RNA, 1293 nt
Organism: Talaromyces marneffei
Lineage: Eukaryota; Fungi; Ascomycota; Eurotiomycetes; Eurotiales; Trichocomaceae
Exons: 8
Coding region: 1-1293 (430 amino acids)
Biological process (GO): fatty acid biosynthetic process
Molecular function (GO): 3-oxoacyl-[acyl-carrier-protein] synthase activity
Source: RefSeq, a predicted model, not a curated record